Messenger RNA from Coffea arabica (coffee), 3239 nucleotides. RefSeq lists its product as uncharacterized. The record is from RefSeq and is a predicted model, not a curated record. Lineage: Eukaryota; Viridiplantae; Streptophyta; Magnoliopsida; Gentianales; Rubiaceae. Gene Ontology annotation, biological process: intracellular monoatomic cation homeostasis. Gene Ontology annotation, cellular component: mitochondrial inner membrane.
CUCGGCUUCCCGAAACACAUAUAAGCAGGAUAAAAACUCACGUAUUGCACAACUUCUUUUGGCCAUUCUAGAGUAGUCGCUAACCAGAAAAGACGGGGUUGAAGGAGAAAAGGAGGUGGGGAAGAUACAAUGAUGAGAUAAGAAUUCAAGAUUAGCCUAACAGCCAUCAGGGACCAGAAUAAGAAGUAAGCUACGAGGCUUUUUAUAAUGAUGGAAUCAACCCCAAAUGUUUGGCGUACAAUAAUUAAUAAUAGCAGUGAUGUGUGAUUCUGAAGGAUCCGCACAAAUCAACUUGGUGCAACUCAAUUUAAGGACCUUAUUGGAUAAAUCUUGGCGCUUGAUUGCAGCAGCUCACUAAAACGCAAAUAUCGUCGAACAAGAAAUCGACCGUAUUGGAUAAAUCUCGUCGCUUGACAGCAACAGCUCACUAGAAGGCAAAUGUCGUAGAACAAGAAAUCGAUCAGACAUUGUUUGGGUGCUGGUGGGGGAGUUAAAUUCAAGAACUUCUACAUACUUGUUCAGAGAAGUAGAUAGUAAUAUUUUUGUUUAAAUUCAAGAACUUCCACAUGCUUCCACAGAAAAAAUACAAAGUAUUGUUAUUGUUUAGUUAAAUUCACUCAUAUUCUCUCUCUCUGUACCUCGAUGGCUUCGCUUGAGCAUAGUUGUUUAUAUACCAAUCUUGGGUUGGUUCCAUUUUCUUCGUUUUUUCGUCUCCAGCUCCAUGGCUUCCCCUCUACCCCUGCGACCUGCCCUAUUUCACAAGGACCACAGCCUAAUAUCUGCAAUACCUAAGUCCAGAGCACCAUGUCAAUCAAAGGUAGUUAACACGAAAGACCAAGAGAAUCAUGGUCCAGCAAGAACUUCCAUUUCUCAUGGGUUCCAGUUUCCAUGUUGUAGAUCAACAAUCCAAACAGCUUCACAAAAACUGAUACCUCCAGGAGUUUUAUCAUCCAUGGGAUCAGCCCCUGAAUCUGAUCACCUGAUCACAGACGAUGAACCUUUUGUAGAUAGGGCUAAUAAUCAUGAAAUGGAAUUCACUCGGGUGAAUUGUCUUGUAUGGGUAUUGCAUGAAUCUGCCAGAGGUUUUUCGCUUGCUAUACAGGCGCUUGAGUUGGCAAGGACUGGGCCAGAGCUUGCAAUGGCAUGGAGAGGAGUUGAUGUGCAUGCCUGGCAUAAAAACAUGGCAUAUCAGGUAGCAGUGUUUGCUUUGUUGAAAGCAGCAAUUGAAGUAGACUUAUUUCUUUGUCACAAAUGCAGCAACAACCUGUCUCCUGUCCAUGAAAUCUUGUCCGUGAAGGCAAACUUACUUGGUGAGCACAUAGAAAGAGAAUUGAACACGAGGAAUCCAAGAUUACUGCACUGGUUUAGAACAGUGGAGCUGCCACGCAUAGCUGGGCUGUUCAUUCCGUUAUUUCAGAAGUGGUCUAUGGAAUAUGCUGGAAGUGGUGUUGCAGGAAUCAUUCUCGCUAUAAGUUGUUGUGCUGCAAUAAGGAAACUGGAUCCUGGACGAAUUUGCCGUCCUUUAUUUUGUAUUUCAAUUGAAGAUGCAUUAGUGAAACUCAUGAACCUGUCACACAGUCUCGUUUCAUUAGAUAAAUUGCAUCAUUUGGCAAGUGAAGCCGGAUUUGAAGAGGAUUUCCUCUUGCACUUUGGUAGAAAGGUUUUGCCUUGUAAGAACACAGAAGAUAUAGAGUUCUGGAUUGGAUUGGUACAGAAGAAACUCUCUGCAGCAUUCUACAGAGAAAGUGUAUCUACGCACAGGCAUAUGUUCCACAACAAGGUUCAAGAGAGCAGUUUGGCUACUUUUGGCCUUUUUGCUUAUCUAGGAAGAGAGACAAGACUAUAUCUUUCGGGAAUGGGAAUUAAGGAUCUUGACAAGCAAACUAAAGAUUUCUUGAGUUAUUUAGAGUGUGGUAGCCUUGUUAUAUAUCCUGAACUUUCAACCUUAUCAGAGUAUCAGCUCUUCAUGGAGGUAGUAACUGAUGAAAUUGGAUGGCUGCAUUUUUAUCCUGCGGUUGGCUUUGAAUGGUGUCAAGAUAGGAGGAGGUCCAGACAGCGCAUGAUACAAGCAGAGAAAGAGAUUGUUCUCUACAAGGUUCUUACUGCAUGCUAUGAUGUUAUCUCAGAGUUUGCUCAUUACAGCCACUCAAGAAAGCAGCCAAUGGACUCAAAUUUGUUAGAAUUCUUACUUCAUUGUCAGAGCCUGCUAGCGACUUGUAUGGAGGAUUACUGGGCUGCUUAUGAUGAGAUAGGUGAACCACAACAUCUUGUGGAAAGAAGUGUAUCAGAGCCAAAAUAUCUUAUGGCAGAGCACUCGUCAAAGGAUUGGAUAAAAAGAGGAAAGGAUCAAUACGGACCUACCGUAAAUAAUGAGGCUAUUGGCUCAGCUGUGGAGAAUGAGAUAACCGUAGGGAAGUCGGGCUCUGCUUCUCCAAUAAAGCCUUCAGAUGAGAACUUUCUGCAAAAAUCCUCCAGGAAAGUGAUAUCUGCAAGUGCUAAUGUGUGGAUGGGUACUCAGUUACUCUUUAUAGAUAUAAUUGAUGUUGUGGGGCUUCUGAAGAAGCAACUUCGUGGCUGCAAAAUGACGGAAAGGGAGAAGAAGAAAAUAAAGAAAACACUGGUCGACUUUGCUACACUGGUUCCAGUAAUAAUAUUAAUGCUGCUCCCUGUUUCAGCUGUCGGGCAUGCAGCAAUGUUGGCAGCAAUCAAAAAGUAUAUGCCAUGUUUGAUUCCUUCGCCUUAUACUUCUGAACGUCUUGGUUUGGUGAAACAAAUAAAGAGAAUAAAGAAGAUGGAAUUGCAACGAAGGAGCAGCAUCCAAGAUGCUUCCACUAGACUGGUUGUUUGACUAAUGUUCUCAUGAGAUGAGACCUGGCUUUUCAAUUUGCUCUGGAAGAAAAGUGCAGUGCAGUGCGGUUUUCCGGUCGGUAAAUCAGUUUUAUUGCGGCUGCAAAUAUGGUGGUGGACAAGCAGUGUAACCCGCAUCACCGAACAGACUGCAGUUUGCUCGCUUAGUCUUUUUAUUCUCGGCUUCUGUGUUUGCGCUUUUAAAAGAAAAUACUCCAUUGAGAAUCCACUAACAGUGAUUUGCCUAAUUGUACUCGUCGAAUUCCAACUUUUCUACUUUCUAGGUUUCAUGUAAAUAAGCUAUUUCAUCGCAUUUCAGCAUGUAGCUUCCUUCUACACAUCCCAAGUACUAAGAGGGAAUAUAUGCAACUUUCAAAUAUUUUUUCUUUGCA